Messenger RNA from Exophiala spinifera, 2829 nucleotides. RefSeq lists its product as uncharacterized. Gene Ontology annotation, biological process: mRNA 3'-end processing by stem-loop binding and cleavage. Lineage: Eukaryota; Fungi; Ascomycota; Eurotiomycetes; Chaetothyriales; Herpotrichiellaceae. The coding region runs from base 1 to 2829 and encodes 942 amino acids. Gene Ontology annotation, cellular component: mRNA cleavage and polyadenylation specificity factor complex. The record is from RefSeq and is a predicted model, not a curated record. Gene Ontology annotation, molecular function: RNA binding. The transcript has a single exon.
AUGUUCACUUUCACGCCCUUGCUCGGGGCCCAGAGCAACUCUCGAUCUUCACAGUCAAUCCUUGAGUUGGAUGGAGGAGUCAAAAUCCUGGUCGACGUUGGUUGGGAUGAGAGAUUCGAUACUCGUCAAUUAGCCGAGAUAGAAAAACAUGCAUCAACCUUAUCCUUCAUUCUCCUCACCCAUGCCACUACUUCUCAUGUCGGUGCCUUUGCACACUGCUGCAAGCACAUCCCCAUUUUCUCCCAAAUCCCUGUCUACGCCACGCCGCCAGUAAUAGCUUUUGGUCGCACUCUACUGCAAGACCUUUACUCCUCGAACCCGGUCGCCGCCACGUUCAUUCCUGGCUCAGGCUCCCCGGAAGACGACUCCAGCGUUGACGACAAGUCUCGAUCCAACAUCCUCCGACAAGCCCCGACCUUCGAAGAGAUCAACAAGUUCUUCACCCUCAUCACACCUCUAAAAUACUCACAGCCCCAUCAGCCUACGCCGUCGCACUUCUCUGCCCCGAUCGAGGGGCUUACAUUGACCGCGUACAACUCGGGACAUACUCUCGGUGGAACGAUAUGGCACAUACAAUAUGGCAUGGAAUCGAUAGUCUAUGCGGUAGAUUGGAACCAAGCAAGAGAAAAUGUCAUCGCGGGAGCCGCGUGGUUUGGGGGCGUAGGAGGCGCUGAAGUCAUCGAGCAGUUACGCAAACCUACGGCAUUGGUCUGCAGUAGUGUCGGCGCUGCGAGGGCUGGCCUGGCUGGUGGUCGCAAAGCACGAGACGACGCAUUGCUAGGACACAUCAAGAGCAGCAUCGCCAAGAACGGUACUGUUUUGAUACCCACCGACUCGAGUGCGAGGGUUCUGGAGCUGGCGUGGAUUCUUGAGAAGGCUUGGACUGAUCCAGUCCUCAAAGGCGCCAAGGUGUACCUGGCAAGUCGGUCUGCGAACGCAACUUUGCGCCACGCCAGGAGUCUGCUUGAAUGGAUGGACGAUAGUAUUGUGCGGGAAUUCGAAGAGGAGGACGAAAACCAAACACAAAGCCGUCGCCGAAAUGGCAGCAAGCAAAUCAAUGGCACGUCCAAAUCUUCCAGACCGUUCGAGCUCGAAAAUAUUAAAAUUGUGGAACGCAAGAGCCAGUUCGAGAGGCUAUUGAAAGCUGAAGGACCUCGCGUCAUCCUUGCGAGUGAUGUAAGUUUGGACUGGGGCUUCUCCCGCUCUCUCUUGGAGCAUAUGGUGCAGCGACCGGAGAAUCUUGUUCUCUUGACUGAGAAGGCGGAAAUGCGACCUGGUUCUCUCAGUCCGAGUCAGGUUUUCUGGACGUGGUUUGAACAACGCCAAGAUGGUGUCGCCCUGGAGAAAACCCUUGAUGGCGAGCAGCUGGAGCAGGUACACAGUGGAGGGAGGAUGCUGAAACUUCGCCACGCAGAGAAGGCUUCCUUGAGCACACAGGAAAGUCAACGGUACCAACAGUACAUGGCCACUCAAAGACAGAUUCAAGACUCUCUGGCUGCCAACGAGCAGGACCAAGGUGGGGUUGACGACAAUUUGGACGACGAAUCAAGCACGUCUUCAGAGGAAGAAUCGGAGGAUGAGCAGCAGGGUCGCGUCCUGAAUGUCUCGUCGGCUCUGGGCCAUGGAGCUCGAAACAAGGUGGCUCUUAGCGACGAAGACUUGGGCAUCAAUAUCUUGCUCCGGAAAAAGGGAGUGUAUGAUUACGAUGUGCGCAAUAAAAGGGGUAGAAAUGCUGUGUUCCCUUAUACCCACACUAGGAGACGUGGCGACGAGUUUGGCGACUUUAUCAAGCCUGAAGACUUUCUGCGCGAGGAAGAAAAGGAAGAGCAAGAGGCACAGACUGAUAGCAAAAGCAUGGCGCUCUUGGGGCAAAAGCGAAAGUGGAGUGAAGCAGAUAAUGCACGGGAAAUGCAUCAGAAACGGCCACGUCAGGGCGGUCCUGCAAGCGCAGCCGACUCUGGAGAUGAAUCUGAAAGCGAUGAGUCCGACGAGGAGGGCCAGAUGGAAAUUGAAGGCCCGCAGGGUCCAGCAAAAAUUGUGUUCUCAACCUCCGAAGUCACCGUCAAUGCUCGAUUAGCUUUCGUUGAUUUUGCCGGAUUGCACGAUCAGCGCAGCCUACAGAUGCUGAUCCCUCUCAUCGGACCCAAGAAGCUCAUUCUCACCAGUGGAAAUCCUUCUGACACGCUAGCUCUUGCAUCGGAUUGUAAAGAGCUGCUGGGCGUCAAAGCGGCGGGCGUGGAAGAGGAAACGUCGACUGAGAUCUUCACGCCUCAAGAGGGCCAGACGAUCGACGCCAGUGUCGAUACGAAUGCCUGGGUCGUGAAGCUGAGCCGGGAGCUUGCCAAGACACUGCGGUGGCAGAAUGUCAAGAACAUGGGAGUGGUCACUAUCCAGGGUCAGUUGAAGGCUGAGGGAGAGCAGAAAGCGGAUGUCGAGGACGAUCCACAAUCCAAGAAGCAGAAAAUCGACACAGAGGCGUCUUCACAAACGACUCCCCAGCCAGGUCUUUCGAUCCAACCGGUUCUCGAUGUUUUGCCGGCUAGUUUGGCUGCCUCGACAAGGUCCGUGUCUCAAGCUAUUCACGUUGGAGACUUGCGUCUGGCUGAACUCAGGCGUAUCAUUGCCAUGGAUGGGCACACGGCAGAGUUCCGAGGAGAAGGCACGUUGCUGGUGGAUGGGAUGAUUGCAGUGAAGAAGGUCGGCAGCGGGAGGAUUAUAGUUGAAGGGGCACCUCUCGGCGUGACGGCCAUGAGUACCAGUACGGCCGACAAUUUCACCAGAGUGAAGCAAAAAGUCUACGAAGGACUCGCCGUCGUGGCAGCGGGAUAG